AUGGCAUCCAGCGUGAUUCUCAUUCGUUAUGGCAUGUCUUUUGGAAUGAUAAAAUCAUAUUUAUGGCUGACAGGAAUACUGACAUCGAGGCCUACACUUGAUUAUAGAAGAGUUUAUUCAUUAUAUCUUUUUAAUCCGGAAAACCCGCAAAAAUUGCAUGAUGUAAAAAAAAACAGAAAAGUCAAUAGAAACCUUUACAGACCUACUCCUCUUUGGAGAUUAGUGGAUCGGUUGGAUGAUGUUAAAUAUAAUAUUGAAGUUCGUAAUUUGUCGGCCGACCUUUUAGUAUACAUGAUAUUUAUGUUGAUAGUUUGUUAUUUGGUUUUAUAUAAUAGAGCUGCCACGGGGUAUUUUAGUUACGACGUUACAAAAAACUUGGUGGUUCACUCAUACUAUACAAAUUCUUUGCCUUUUACAAAAAUCAAGACCUAUAACUCAUUAGUGGUUUAUUUAAAAGAAUCUCUUCUCCCUGCGUUAUUGAUAAAUCAUACCCAACGUGAAAAACUUGAAAGAGAUAAUAUGAGUCCCAGUGACUAUGAAAGUUAUGGUUAUUCAAAUAAUACAACCGUGUUUCAAAGAAGUUGGACAAUGGAUCCAGCAAUAAAACUAAUAGGAAUUCCAAGAUUGAGACAAUUAAGAGCAACCACCGAAACUUGCACUGAAUCAAAAUAUAUAAAAAGUAGAAACAAAAAAUGUGCUCAAGAAUUAACAAUGUUCAAUCAAGAAAAAGGAAAUUUUACUAUUAGAUGGGCUUUAUUUCCUAAAAAAGAUUUAAAUGAUUUAAAAGUAUCUCCAUGGUAUUAUCAAACGGGAUUAGAAACGUAUACUCUUCCGAUUUUUUCACAAUUUUCAUAUUAUUCAAGUGGUGGAUAUGUAUUAAAUUUAGCCAAAAAUUUCAACGAUUCUCAAUUAAUAAUAGAUUACAUGCAUAAUCUUCAAUGGAUCGACAUACAAACGAGAGUGAUUUUUAUUGAAUUUACAACGUAUUGUGUGAAUACAAAUAUUUUCGUUGUGGUUACUUUAAUUGUGGAAAAAUCAGCGACUGGAUAUUUAAUACCUAGUUAUCAGAUAGAUCCAUGCGUUUUUUUAUUUACAGAUCGUAAUUUCGAAAUUAUUUAUCUUUUUAUUGUGGUAUCGAUUUUUUUGAGGAGUCAUUACGUUAAUAAUUUAGUUGAAAUAUUAGAUAAAUCAAGCAAUAAUGUUUUUGUUAGUUUUAUUUAUGCCGCUGCUUGCAAUUAUUUCCUUGCCAUGUCUUCAAUUAUUGGACGUUCCGUUGCAUUAGAUGAUACAUUUGAUUUUCAAUUGUUUUUCCUUUGUCCUUGUAAAAUAUACACGGGACAUAGAACAAGUUUUUUUGUUAAGCAAAAAACUAUUAACUUUUCAAAAUAUUACCUAUUUACAAUACUCACUGAAACGGCAAUUAAAAAUUUAUUUUUCGCUUUAUAUUAUCAAAACGAAGAAGAAAAAAAAAUAUUAAGGGAAAAAGCUUUAACUGCAUUGUUUUUAAAUGUCGUAAGAAUUCCAAAACAUUGUUUGAUUGGUAAAGAUACUGAAUACUUUUUAAUUGGUAAUAAUAAUUUGUUUAAAUGA
Pediculus humanus corporis (human body louse) is the source of this 1590-nucleotide messenger RNA. RefSeq names its product pkd1l2, putative. Bases 1 to 1590 code for a protein of 529 amino acids. The record is from RefSeq and is a predicted model, not a curated record. NCBI's taxonomy places the organism in Eukaryota, Metazoa, Arthropoda, Insecta, Psocodea, Pediculidae. The transcript has 10 exons.